UUUUUGUUUUAAUAGUUUAAGAUAUUGAGCACUGAAGUCCAACUUGACUGGUUUUGUAGCCCUGAAUUAUUCUAAGUUGGCGGCUACUUGAAUUAAAAAAAAAUCCAGUAACAUACAAACUUUCAUAAACACUUCCCUACGCUCUUCAUUUACUGUGAUUUCUCAUAUGCACUCUGCAAGUCUAAGCUUUUCGUAUCUGAACAAUUUUUUUUGUACACUUUGGUUAUUUCCUAUUCUCAUCAUAGUGAUAUCCAAGAUUGGUGGCCUUGAUGGAUACCUUUCUGGAUGAAAUUCCCAGUUCCAUGAACAAAUUCAUAUUUGAUCAAGGCUCUGUCCCGGCCUAUUCGGAUCAGAAUAUUGUUACUGAGUUUGAAGCCGAUCAUGAUUUCACAGAUCCCAGUUUCUUUCUAGUCAAUCCAGACCCUUCUAGUGAUUUCUCCUCAUUGUCGGGCUUCAGCUCAGAGGUGGAUUCUCCAGACAGUCAAUCCUCCAAUGCUAUUCUCAAGUACAUAAGUGAGAUGCUUAUGGAGGAAGAGUUGGAGAAUAAGCCCUGCAUGCUGCAGGACUGUUUGGCCCUCCAAGCUGCUGAAAAAUCCUUACAUGAUGUCCUGGUUCAAGAGUAUCCCUCUUCAGCCAAUUCACUUCUUACUUCAGUUUACCAAAAUGUUGAGAACCCAGAUGAGGGCAGUAACCACAGCAGUAAUGGAUCUGUUGCUGCUAGCAACUGGGUUGGCUCAGAUUGGGAUUGUGUUCAAGAUGUUUUCCAAUCCUCUCAUAUCCAAAUUUCUGCUACUGAAUCUCCUGCAUAUACCCUUUUAGUUCCAAAUCGAGAGGGUCAAAUCAUAGAUGUAGAAAGCAGCUCAUCAUUUCCUAUAGAACCAAGGGAGCUGGCUAAGGAUGUGAGUUUCAAUUCAGUCCAAGAUGGGAGUAGCUCACCAAGUGGAUCAAGGAGCAAGAAAAAUCGUCAGCGGGAAGACGACGAUGAUCUUGAUGAAGGGAGGAGCAACAAGCAAUCAGCUGUUUAUGCUGAUGAAUCUGAGCUACCUGAACUGUUUGAUAAGGUACUGCUCUGUCAAGGUGAAAAGCAAGAGUCUCAAUCAUGUUCUCCUCAGGAAUCUGAGCACAAAGAGGGGAGCGGAAAGUUGCAGCUUAACAGGAAGUCAAGAGGAUCCAAAGGCAAAAACACACGCAAGAAAAAACCGGAUGACAAUACAGGAGGGGUUGAUUUAUGGACACUGCUAACUCAAUGUGCACAAGCUGUUGCAAGCUAUGACAUAAGGACUGCAAAUGAGCAACUCAGGCAGAUAAGGCAGCACUCUUCUCCCUACGGUGAUGGAACCCAGCGAUUAGCUCAUUACUUAGCCAAUGGCCUUGAACUACGCUUGGCUGCAGGAGUUCCCUUGAACCCAAAGAUGUCAGCUGCUGAUCUCUUGAGAGCUUACCAGACUUACAUUACAGCAUGCCCCUUCCAUAAGAUGUCAAAUUUCUAUGCUAACCGAACAAUUGCAAAACUAGCAGAGAAAGCAACAAGGCUUCACAUCAUUGAUUUUGGCGUUCUCUAUGGAUACCAAUGGCCUUGCUUGAUCCAAGGCCUCUCCAACAGACAUGGUGGACCUCCCACACUUCGCAUUACUGGAGUUGAGUUUCCCCAACCAGGUUUUCGGCCUUCAGAAAGGGUUGAAGCGACAGGGCGACGCCUGGCAAAUUACUGCGAGAGAUUUAAAGUCCCAUUUGAGUAUAAUGUCAUAGCAAAGAAUUGGGAAACUAUUCAGUAUGAGGAUAUCAAAAUUGACAGAGAUGAGUUGAUUGUUGUCAAUUGCUUGUACCGAUUGAAGAACCUUCCUGAUGAAACAGUGACAGACAGUCCAAGGGAUACAGUUUUGAAGUUGAUCAGGAGAAUUAACCCAGAUAUAUUUAUUCAUGGUGUAGUCAAUGGGUCCUAUAAUGCACCCUUCUUCGACACACGCUUCCGGGAAGCACUCUUCCAUUUCUCUUCACUGUUCGACAUGUUCGAGGAGACUCUGCCCCGAGAAGAUCAACAGAGGCUACUCUUUGAAAAAGAAGUAUUUGGUAGGGAUGUUAUCAAUGUAAUAGCAUGUGAGGGUUCAAGGAGGUUUGAAAGGCCUGAGACAUACAAGCAGUGGCAGUUUAGAAACAAGAGAGCUGGGUUUAGGCAGUUACCACUGGACCAGGAGAUCUUGAAGAAAGUCAGGAGUAUGGUAACGUCAGAAUACCAUAAAGAUUUCGUUGUUGACGAGGAUGGCAUGUGGGUCUUGCAGGGAUGGAAAGGCAGAAUAAUUCAUGCUAUAUCAUACUGGAAACCUGUUUGAGACUUACAGAAGGAGACCUCAUGCCAUGAGAAAUUUCUCUUUCAUCUUUGUUCCCACAGUUAUAAUCGAUGUAACAAGAACUUUCAAGGGUUGCUAUCCAUGUUACGUUCUUCUUUGGCUUCUCUGGCAUCGAAUCGAAAGCGUUGCCCGAUUUGUUUCCUGCUAGCAUUCAGCCUGGCAGAGAUUAGCUAGAGCUGCUUAGAGCAUGAUGUAUAUGUACUAGCUAUAAAGGGGGCAAGGUUAGCUGUGUCCUCUAUUACGAACUGAUUUGCAUGUACUACAUAAUUCAGCUUAAUGAAAGUUUUUUCUGAUAAACAGAGAGUUAUGUAGUCUAUAAUUGACUCUCACAGUUCU
Messenger RNA from Prunus persica (peach), 2684 nucleotides. Its product is annotated as scarecrow-like protein 30. Bases 270 to 2330 code for a protein of 686 amino acids. NCBI's taxonomy places the organism in Eukaryota, Viridiplantae, Streptophyta, Magnoliopsida, Rosales, Rosaceae. Gene Ontology annotation, molecular function: DNA-binding transcription factor activity; sequence-specific DNA binding. Gene Ontology annotation, cellular component: nucleus. Gene Ontology annotation, biological process: regulation of DNA-templated transcription. The record is from RefSeq and is a predicted model, not a curated record. The transcript has 2 exons.